GGCCAUCCCAACUUUUUCCUUUUAGACCCUUUCUUCCCAGUUUCCUCCAUGGAUAGCUCAGUUACCCCAGUCACCAUGGAUAAUGACCACCAUCAUAAUUCCAGCAAGGUCUCUUCUCAAAAGAAGUCCUACAAAGGAGGCUGGAGCGCUGCCAUUUUUGUCAUCUUUGUGGAGAUGGCAGAGCGAUUUGCUUUCUAUGGUUUGGCUGGAAAUCUCAUCCAAUAUCUGACAAAUAAUCUGGGUGAGCCCGUAGCCACAGCAGCCAAGAACGUCAAUACCUGGAUUGGGGUUUCCGCAAUCUUUCCUUUACUCGGAGCCUUCGUUGCCGAUUCAUACCUUGGCCGUUUCAAGACCAUCCUUGCAUCCUCCUUCAUCUACUUCCUGGGUAUGGUACUGCUGAGUUUGUCAGUCUCGGUGAUUCCUAUGCAUUCCCGAAAGGCUGUGUUCUUCACAGCGCUUUACGUAUUAGCCAUAGGCGAAGGAGGCCACAAGCCUUGCGUUCAGACCUUCGCUGCAGAUCAGUUCGACGAGAACAACCCGAAAGAGAAGGCUGCCAAAAGCUCAUUCUUCAACUGGUGGUACCUUGGGAUUGUAACUGGGGCUUCCGUCGCCAUUGUUGUUGUGAUUUACCUGCAGGAUAAUGUUAGCUGGACAGCAGGAUUCGGGGUGUUAGCAGGGUCAUUGGCAGUGGCAUUGGCAUUGUUUCUAAUCGGAAUCAAGAGGUACCGAAGCCAGAAGCCGACGGGGAGCCCUUUCACAGCCAUGGCUCAGGUCUUCGUCGCGGCCGCUAAGAAGUGGCGCGUGAGUGAGACGCACCGUGGCAGGGGGAUUUGUUACGAAGAUGAAAGAGGUGGGAGCCACGGCCAUGGUCAAACCAAGGGCUACAACUUGGUCCGUACAAAGCAAUUCAGAUUUUUGGAUAAGGCAAUGAUCAUUGACAACGAAGAUGCCAUGAGCAAAACCAAGAACCCUUGGAGGCUUUGUUCAUUGAACCAAGUGGAAGAAGUCAAGCUUGUACUUCGCCUUAUCCCCAUAUGGCUAGGUUGCUUAAUGUUCUGUGCUGUGAUAGCCCAACUACACACCUUCUUCACCAAGCAAGGCAGCACCAUGAUGAGAUCAAUCGGACCAAAUUUCCAAGUCCCUCCAGCAGCACUUCAAAGCCUCGUAGGCUUCACAAUCCUCAUUGCAGUCCCAGUUUAUGAUCGAGUUUUCGUUCCUAUGGCUCGAAAAAUAACCGGACAUCCCUCCGGGAUCACCAUGCUACAAAGGAUUGGUAUUGGCUUGUUCGUGUCUAUGCUUAACAUGGUUGUUGCUGGCCUGAUAGAGACUGCGAGGGUCAACACUGCAAGAAAACAUGGCCUAAUGGACAACCCCAAAGCCGUAGUCCCAAUGAGUGUAUGGUGGUUACUCCCUCAGUACGUGCUCACAGCAAUCGGGGAUGUGUUCACCAUUGUUGGAUUACAAGAACUGUUCUAUGAUCAAAUGCCUGAAGAAAUGAGAAGCAUUGGGGCUGCUGCGUACAUAAGUAUAGUUGGUGUUGGGAGCUUUAUCAACACAGCUAUCAUCUCUGUGGUGCAAGUGAUUACAUCAAGACAUGGGAAUGUAUGGUUGGGAGAUAAUCUCAAUCGUGCACAUCUUAACUACUUUUAUUGGGUAUUGGCAGGGCUGAGUGGUAUUAAUUUGUGUGUCUAUAUGUGGAUUGCUAGUGGUUUUGUGUACAAGAAAGUAGAGAAUGAUGAAACAAGAGAGGGUAAAGAGUUAGAAAUGGAAGGCUAUUUGGAGGUCAAAGUAUGAAAUUAUACAGCUUAUUUGGAUGUAAGAAUACCAAUUUACAUCUUAGAUAAUAGUGUGAAAAGUUUUAAUGCAAAAAUAGUAGGGGUUUUAUC
This is a messenger RNA of Theobroma cacao (cacao), 1886 nucleotides long. RefSeq names its product protein NRT1/ PTR FAMILY 5.4-like. NCBI's taxonomy places the organism in Eukaryota, Viridiplantae, Streptophyta, Magnoliopsida, Malvales, Malvaceae. Gene Ontology annotation, biological process: dipeptide transport; transmembrane transport. Gene Ontology annotation, molecular function: tripeptide transmembrane transporter activity; dipeptide transmembrane transporter activity. Gene Ontology annotation, cellular component: membrane. The record is from RefSeq and is a predicted model, not a curated record.